Micropterus dolomieu (smallmouth bass) is the source of this 7144-nucleotide messenger RNA. RefSeq names its product sodium/potassium/calcium exchanger 3-like. NCBI's taxonomy places the organism in Eukaryota, Metazoa, Chordata, Actinopteri, Centrarchiformes, Centrarchidae. The transcript has 17 exons. Bases 1745 to 3574 code for a protein of 609 amino acids. Gene Ontology annotation, cellular component: membrane. Gene Ontology annotation, biological process: calcium ion transmembrane transport; intracellular calcium ion homeostasis. Gene Ontology annotation, molecular function: calcium channel activity; calcium, potassium:sodium antiporter activity. The record is from RefSeq and is a predicted model, not a curated record.
AGGCACGGUGCUCUUCUUAUCUCAAGAGACAUAGCUGAUGGUUUUAAUUAAAUGGUGGCUUCUUACUGGCAUCAAACAUAAACUCUGAUGUGAGCCCAGUUUAAUUAAAGGUCAGUUUCCUUCACUCUGCAGUUUUGAGACACCCAGUGCCAAAGAAGUGCGUGGUAUAAUUAUGAAUAAAAUACAUUCUGCUGAAGGACGUGGUAGUAUUAGAAGCAGUUUCAUUAAGGAAAUGAUUAAUCAUAUUUUUGAUUCUCUCAUAUGUUUAGUUUCUUUUCAACAUGGUGUUAUCCCACAGGAUUUUAAAUUUAUUUGAGAACAACAUCCUUUAUAACCACCGAUAUGGAUUUCGGAAGAAACACUGAACUGCAGCUUGUCAACAAUAUUUCUGCUUUAGAUGAUUAAGAAAUUGUGCUAGGUGUCUUUUUAGAUUUGACCAAAACCUUUGAUAAUCAUGAAACUUUUAUUCCAAACGUAAUGAAUAUGGUGUGCACGAUGUAGGUUUCACUGCUCUCCAUUCAAACCCGUAUAGUUGUUUUGUCCAUUAACUUUACUGUCUAUGGUAAACAAAGCAGGAUGUCAAAUAUAAAAUAAAAGAAGGGGGGAAAAAACCCCAGAUGAUGUCAUAGUGAUGUCAUCCGGGUUUGGUCAGUUUGGGAUUGGAAAUGUCCUGGUAUUUAACAAAGUCUGCAUUACAAACUGGGGGUGUGCAGGUUUGAAAGAUGUAGGCAUUUAUCAAACAUCAAGGGUCUAAUGAAAAGUCUCCAUCAGGUUGCAUUCUGGCAAGUGUAGGAUUUAAUGUUUUUGGAGCUUGAACCUUAUGAAGGACUAAAGGUCAGGAUAUCUCUGCAUGUCCUGCUUUGAUUUUGACCUGUCUGUGAACAAGUCCCCAAACUAUGUGCAAGUGCAAUACAAAAUGUGCUUUUGUACCACUGUAAGAUUCCCCCUGACUCUUUGCACGUGAAACAGAUUAUUUAAAAUAAUGCAAUGCAUUUAAUGGCACUCUCUGAGUACCAGUGCUGCAUAUAUGUCAUCUUUACCUGCUCUAUCCACCUAAUUAGCUGGAUCAGGUGUGUUUGGGUGUGAACAGCGAAGGGAGAGAUGGAAAAUGUGAUGCAGUGUUGGGGCUCUCUGGGACAAGUAGUUGGAGCCACUGGAAGUCAUUGCUUUUAAUGUGUGCAACCCCCUGGACUGUAUGUUUGAGUGCUUAGGUGCGAAUACACUGUUAGCAUAUCAACAGGGGUUCAGGAGCUGAAGAAGGUGGAAGUGUAGCAGCCCACGUCCGUCCAUUUCUUCUGAACAGGGACACGUGAGUUUGUCGCCGCCUGGUGGCCACGCAGAGGGAAAGCGCAGUGCAAGGAGGGGGAGAGAGAGCGAGAGAGAGAGGGAAGGCAGAGCUCAGAGCAUGUCGCCUCCUGUUGCUGCACCUCACUGUGGGAUCUGCUGUCGACCUUUCAGACUGUACACAUGAACGCAGAAAGAUUUUUUUACGCGUUUACUCGCUAUGUGCGACCCGGACAUUUGACGGAGUGAAGCAGCACAGCGUCUGCUCUGUCUGGUGGAGGGGGGAAGAAACCAGGUUUGUCUUCUUUGCGGUUUUUUUUUUUUUUGACAACUUGGCAGACAAGUCGCUUUCUGCUGCUGGAGGUGGUGGUUUGUUCAAAGCUGUUUGCAGAGAAAGUGUGAAACAAGUGUCAGAAAGAGAGCAACAGAUGUUUGUCGUGGAUAUGCGGCCGGCUGAGGAAUGAGGGCAACAGCGAGGCACCGGCGGCCCUUCCAGCGGUUCUGCUGCUGUGGAGUCGGGCUGGUCGCCGUCAUUUGGCUCGCUCAGGUCAUCCAGGCUCCAGAGACCGAGUCUUCUGGGUUUCGGCCAGGCGUGAACGAUGGUACGCUGCGAUGGACUCGCAGGCUGAUGCAGGAGAAGUCAGACAACCAGAGCCUGGAUCAGCCCCGAGCAGCCAUCCAUGAGUUUCCAGAGGACAUCUUUACCAAGGAGCAGAGGAAGAAGGGGGCUGUGAUUCUGCAUGCACUCUGUGCCAUCUACAUGUUCUACGCUCUGGCCAUCAUCUGUGAUGACUACUUUGUCCCCUCCCUUGAGAAAAUAUCUGAGAACCUACAGCUCAGUGAAGAUGUGGCCGGGGCGACAUUUAUGGCCGCAGGAAGCUCUGCUCCAGAGCUUUUCACCUCUCUCAUUGCUGUCUUCAUCACUAAGGGAGAUGUCGGAGUCGGCACGAUUGUUGGCUCGGCUGUCUUCAACAUCCUAGUCAUCAUCGGUCUGAGUGGGAUCUUUGCAGGCCAGACAGUGGUUCUAACAUGGUGGCCCUUGUUCAGAGAUUCCUCCUACUACAUCCUCUCUGUACUGACUCUGAUCAUGGUUAUCUAUGAUGCCACAGUUGUCUGGUGGGAGUCCUUGCUCCUCAUGACCAUGUAUGGAAUCUACAUUAUAAUUAUGAAGUUCAACACCCAGAUCCUGACAUUUGUGACGCACAAGCUCAGUAGCUCCAGACUGUGCUGCCCCGGAUCAGAGGAUCACAUAGACGACAAGAUGGGAGAGGAUGCCUCCGCUUGCAACACCUCCAUGGUGCUUCUCAACAAAGGCCAAGCCAAUGGUCAGGAGCCUCCUCCAGUCGUCAUGGUAGAUGAGCUUCUCAUCCUCCACCCCCACAAACUGUCCUUCUCUGAGGCUGGCCUGCGCAUCAUGAUCACCCCCCACUUCUCCCCCCGCACAAGGCUCUCCAUGGCAGGCCGCGUGCUCAUCAGUGAGAGACAGAGGCUGAUCCAGAGUUCGAACAACCAGCGGGACGGUGAGGCCGGCACCGGCUCACGAGGGGGAUCAAACAGCAACAGCCUGAAGAGGACGGGCUCCUGCAGCCUGGAGAACGGAGGCAGGGGACCCGGGUUGGGAGACGCAGAGUCACGAGACAAGCCAGGGGUUGAGGUUUGCCAGCAAGAGGGGGAGGAGGAUGAUGAAGACGGGAUAUUCAGUCCCGUGCGUAUACCAGGUAGCUGCUGUGCGCGGGUGAAGUGGGUGAUCACGUGGCCUCUGGGCCUCCUGCUCUAUUGCACCGUGCCUAACUGUAUUCUGCCACGCUGGCACCGCUGGUUCAUGGUCACAUUUGUGGCCUCCACCCUGUGGAUCGCCGUCUUCUCCUACCUCAUGGUGUGGAUGGUCACCAUCAUCAGCUUCACACUAGACAUCCCAGACUACAUCAUGGGCAUAACCUUCCUGGCAGCAGGGACCAGCGUGCCAGACUGCAUGGCAAGUCUGAUUGUAGCUCGACAAGGCAUGGGGGACAUGGCAGUGUCUAACUCCAUAGGCAGCAAUAUCUUUGACAUCCUGCUGGGUUUGGGUUUCCCUUGGGCUUUGCGUACCCUUGUGGUGGACCACGGAUCAUCAGUCUCCAUAAAUAAUAAAGGACUGGUGUAUUCUGUCAUCCUGCUGCUGGCGUCUGUGUUUUUGACGGUGACUAGUGUUCAUCUGAACCACUGGAGGCUGGAUCGCCGGCUGGGUCUGGGUCUGUUGUUUCUCUAUGCCAUCUUCCUGCUCUGCUCCAUCCUCUUCGGGCAGAUGUGAGACCUUAAGGUCAAAGGUCAACCCUGUCAGACAACAUGCUGAGUAUCUACCUUUCUAACACGUCUUCUUUCCUGAAGCCAAAAAAAAGAGUGACAGCGCUGUUGUGUUCCCUGUGAGAGUUUCUGUGCACCUCUGUAGGAUUCGCUAGGGUGAUGCUGUACACAUGCAAUUACACAAACACACACAGUCUUUUAUCAAUAGCACAAUUUCUUUUUCUCCUUUUUGUACAGUGCAGUGUUUGAAAGCAAACUGUCUUUUAGGUAUCAUAUUGGGUGACUUACCAAAAAAUGUAACGCAGAUGAAGCAGCAGGUUUGUUGGGCCUUUAGUAACACUAUGAAGCAGGAAGUGAGGAAAAAGUAAUUAUUCUGGUCCUAGUUAGCUAGAUUGACUGUAAUUGAGCUUUCCACCCCGGAACAACUUUGGCAUGAUAUUUUUAUGCAUGUUUUAUCAUUCCUUGCCAAAAACAAAGAGGUUUUAUGAGCGGUCACCUCCCACUAAAACAAAAAACUAUCUUAGUUAUCUUAUGAAGUACACUGGCUAACACGCUACAUAUCUAAGCUGCUUCUGCUUGAUAAUUAUUUUGUGAAUGAAUGAUGUGUUGUCACUACUUCAUUAAAGCAAUAAGCCAUUAGAAGUUUCGAUUUACAUUCAUUGUACAGGCUUUAAUUGUAUAGCUUUAAUAAUCUAUAAAUAAAACAUAACACCCUUUUACUUGUUCACAAACGUAGAUUACGCACAUCACAUUACCCGCUAAUAUCCCAAGCAGUGAGCAUUAGUGAACAAGUAUGACACAAGAUCUCAUCCUUCCGGGGACCGUUGCUUUCUCCCUACUCUAUUAAUUUAUUUAUUUAUAUUUUUAAUGUUCUGAAAGCUGCUUAAACUGAGCAAAUUAAUUACAGGAUAAUUGGCUAAUUGAUUUCCUGUACAACACAGCAAACAAAAGUAAUUUUUAAUGGAGAGUAAGUUUAUUAGCUGGUAUCUUCUCUGCUGCUGUAUCCCCAUCAGUUUCUUUGGGUGAGCAGUGUUUAAUAGUGUAUAUUUCUGGCAACACUACUCAAACAGUUUCAGCAGGAUAUACAGGUUCCAGACAGCUGCAGUUGUGACUUACAGCAGGGGAAGUUAAGCAUUAAAAUGAGACUACCCAAUAAAAAUCCAAGUGGGCUAAAGUACAGAACAAAUUGUUUGACAAGAGAGAGAAAUCAAUAAAUCUGAUAUUCUAUAUAUAUAUAUAAACCUGGAUUUUUUUCUUCUGAAGAUUUCACAGAUGUAAAAAAAAAAAAAUGGUUCUUUAAUCUGCUAUGUUAUACUUGGGCCUAUUGUUAAAGAUAAAAAAAUAAAAAAAAUAGAUUUAUAUUGUCUGUUGGCCUUAGUUUUGAAUAAUUCUGUAUGUUUUGAAUGUACGCCGUAGCUGACUUUACGAUUAGUGUGGAAAUAUUUACAUGCAUUCAAAUGUAGCAGGCGGCACUGAAUUACAGCGAAGAACCUCUGAACAGACGAUUAAGUACUUUAUUCCUAUUAUAAAGGACACCAUAUAUGUCAGAAGACUUGUAGAAUAGAAACAUUGAUGAAAUGAAAAUGCACAUUAUUGUGUCAAUAUCUUGACAAUUUUGCCUCACUGCUUCUAAGCAAGUAUUGGUACAGCAUAAUGUACAUAAAGAGAUUAACCUAGUGUUACAGUAUUUUUAGAGGUCUUAUUACUAUGAAAUCUAAUAUAUAAUGUUCUUCUAUGAGUGUCACAAACUUUGAUGACUUUGAGUGCAGGUUAGUUGUAAUACUUCACAUUUAGGUACGACAAUCGGUGUUUGUAUUGUUUCUUGUACAUUUUAUGAGAUUAUUUCUCUUUGGUGGAACAUUUUUGCACACUCAGAUCAGGACAGAAACUGCACAGUAUAUAUCCACACACACACACGGUAUUUGUGUGUGUGGUAUGGCAAAUAAUGCAGCAAUAUUCCAUAUCCAUAUAUAUAUACUGCUCCUUUGUCCUAAUAUGAAAAUUAGAAAAACACAACAAUUUGGACUCAUUCAGAUAAUGCGAUGAAUUCAAAACUAAAUAUUCCACCAAAGGGAUCUUGGCAAAUAUUUUUGUCUUUUUAUUUUCUAAAAUGGCUGUAUAAUUAUUAUAAAUGUCUACUUGACAAUACUUUUUACUGUUUGUAAAUGUGAAAUAAUUGACAUAGUUUUACAAUAAUGAAUGUCUGACAGAGACUAGUUUUGUGGUGUUUUUGAUAUUUUUAACAAAAUACAUAAUAUAAGCCUAUUUGUGAAUUAUUGUAACAGAAUGAAUGCAUAUUUUAUCAGUUUGUUUAGUGGAAUAUGAAGGCUAUAAUGUGUUAUGAAUUCAGUUGCAGUUGUGUCUUAAAAUCUUCAGCACCAUAAGAAUGUCUUUAAUUUCAGUAUCAUGAUUCAUGACACACUCGACCUUAUUUCAUGCAAGGGAGCACACGGAAAAUGAAGCAACCGUUUACAGGUUUAAAUUAAGUAAAACAUGUUUAAAAGAAUCGCUUGUGUAUUCAAAUAUUUUCAUGUUCUUAUGCUAACCUUUUUAAAGACAUUUCAGUGUACCUUGUAGAUCAUUUCUUAUCAAAAUGGUGAAGAAAUACCACUUAAAUUAAAUAGUGUUUAUCACCAUUUAUUCUUUUAGCUACAGCUUCAAAGUGUCAUUACAUUUAAACAUAUUUGAUCAGAUCUGCUUAAAUGUCAUGCCAGGAGUUUUAAAACCAGAUCCCAUCAACGCAUCUUAAUUGGUGAUGGAUACUGUUUAAAUGUCAGAGCAAUAGUGAUAAUUAUCCUAUCAAUGCCCAUGUCCUAAAUAUAAAAACACAGAAGAUACACUUUAGUACUUAUAGGUAGCUUGUUAAAAGCUACAGUAGGUAUACUGUAUCUCCAGAAAAAUUAGUGCUGAAACAAUUAGUCGAGUAAUUGUUUAGUUGAUCGACAAUGAAUCAAUUAAUGGAUCAAAUAAUUGUGUGAGUCUCACUUAAAAGUUACAGCUUUUCAAAUGGGAAGAUCUGCUACUUUUCUCUUCGGGAUAGCUAGUAAAGCUGAACAGCCGCCAUGCCGCCUUUGGGAAAUGUUUCAGUUUUCUGCCAUUUUCUGGACUGCAGUCGAUAGGUGAACUGUUCCCUCAUCUUACGUUUGUGGGGUUUUUCUUGCAUUUCCUGAUGUUGAAACUGUCUCUUCAUAUCCUUACUAUCUUCAUACUUGUUAAACAUCCUCAACCAUCGGUAACUAAUUGUGUUUUGCUAGGAGAUGAUUUACAGCAGUUUGUGAUGUGAACGUGUUCUUUUCACUCCGCUGUUGGGAGUCUAUGCUGUAAACUCUUGUAUUCAACUCCAGUAAUAAUCCCAGUACACUAGUCAUAGCUAUGGAGAGACACACCAGCAUCAAACCAAACAGUUGAACUCCAGUACUUGAUGUGGUUUCACAGCACUCAAAGAAUGUCUUGUUUAUUCUGCUGUGAUGUUUGGAGGUAGAAGAUAUUUUAGAGUUGAAAUGUAUUGCUUAGAGGUUGUGUUGGAUCCUAGAAGACUGUUGUAUCUUGAGUCCAAUAAAAAACUGUGCAAUAACGA